GGAUUUGUUGACGGAAGUUCUAUAAAUUCUCUGUCGAUGGUGAAGCACUUGAAGUGAGUGAUUCUAAACAUAAUCAUUCACGAUUUUUGGGAAACCUUCGAGUUACAUUUGAGCAACUUUGAACGAGGUUUGGAUGGUGGGACUACAUCAAGAACAAGCGGUUAUGCUGGUUAGUCUAAAAAUAUGAAUAUUAGUAUAAUUAGAUUUUACAGCUGUACGUACUUCAUAGGAGAUUUGUCUGUCGAACCAGAUCAAGUUCGAUCGUAGAAUUUUGUUGUGUUUGAGAGUCUCAGAUCUCAAGAAAUCGAGGUUAAAUGUCACGUAACAUGACUACCGCAAGACAAUCGUCAUUUCAUUCGAUUUGACAAGUAAGCUUACACGCUAAUAUUGAAUGCCCAUCGGGGUUGAAUGCUUCUAUAACUUUGUUUCCGGCAUCUUUAUCACCUGCUUUACUUUUAUCGAUCGCUGCUGCACUCGCUUUUUUUUUCUUACUUAAAGGACAAUUCAGUUGUAAAACGGGUCACAACUUCUACAUUUCAACAAAAAUUCACUCGGUAGUUCUAGUCGAUUAGCGAUUUUCAAUAGCGUAGAGUGGUUUAUUUGUUCCUCCUAGGAUAUUCUGUCAUCUAUGAUAUUGUCGAAGAAUUAAGUUUUUAAUUUUUGUUUUUUCAACAUAGCUAGUCUUACUGAAAGUAACUUUUUUGUUUUUUUUUUCCCUCGGCUAUCUUUGAAUGAUGUGUACGGUUUCAGCCUUUAAGUUUAAGGGUUGAACCCUCGCAUGCUCGCACAUGCCUUGUUUCAGCACUUUGUUGUGUCUGCAACAGCAUGGUAAAGAAAAUGUUAAUAUAUUUACCUGAAUAAGAAAAGGACAUAAAAUUCCAUGCAGUAAUAAUUACAUUUCAAAUGCCAGCAGCCGAAAAUUAAACUCCAUGAAUCAGUCAAUUUCCACUCCCACUAUCUGACACAUGAUGACAGUCUUCUGAUGGCAAGAUAUAUUGGGUUGCUCGACAGCUCUUUAGUUUACCGCUCAUAAACGUAAGUCAGUUUAUAACACUCAUGUAUGCAAGAGUUCAUAAGUUGAUGGUUAUAAUUUUAUUAACUACACCAAAUUGCAGCAAAAACCAGAGAUAACAUUUAACUCUGGACAGAUUUACAUCAUUAUUAUUGAUGCACAUGUCUCUCUAGCAUGUGCCAUGCAUUCGGAUAGUGGAGUGUGGCUCGAAGUAAGAGAGCGGGAAAAAAUAAGGAGGAAGAGAGGGAGGGGGAGAGAGGAGGGAAAAAGUUGUCAAUCAAGCAACGGGCGACAAACCUUGCUGUUAACUGAAUUAUUUCGGAAAAAAUAUGUAUGUGUUGUGGUUCAAUUUUAUCCUUGGUUUAAAUUUUAUUUUCUUUUGUUUCAAACUCAUUAUCAUACAUUACCAUACCCAAAAACAAAAGAAAAUAAAAUUUAAACCAACGAUAAAAUUGAACCACAACAUAUGUAUUCAGAAAAAAAAAAUCUUUUAUAUUUGUUUUCAGCAAACAAAUAUAUCCCUUACCUCUAAAAAUGGAAGAACUGGCAAGCAACACCCGUUCCACUUUCUCUGCCGGUGGUAUUCACUCAGCAGAUCAUAUGCUAGCUGCUGUUGGGUGUACCGGAACAAGCUUUUAUUAAAAAGUACUAUAGGCAUUCCCUCACUCUCACCCCCAACCCCACCCCCUCUCUGUUUUUUUGUUUCUGCUCACAUCUCUUUGCAUCUUAUGUCUCUCUCACAAAACGUCUCCAGCAGAUCAGGGUUUUCAGAGAGUUUUGAAGUAGAUGGUUGAGUUGUCAAAGUAAGGGGCCAGUCCAGCGAUAUUUUAUUCAAAAAAUGCCAUCCAUAAAGAAAUGCCAAGUAGGGUAGUCAGCCGAUACUAACCAAGAAGGCAGGGAUUUUUCCCAGCAACCUGCUACUUUUGACAACCCUGCAGAUGGUGGCAAUGUUUACAGACUAGCCUGCAGUUACACCAACCACCGUAUUUUUUUAUCAACAUUGAUGAGUCCCUGGAAUGUGAAAUAGUCCAACAAUCUUUUUCAGUCAGAUUGUUUAUUUUUUUUAAUGAUUACACAAGAAACAUCUGGUUUAGCAAAGACAGACUCCUAAGUGAGAAAAUAAUAAGUAAACAGAUUACAAAGAAAAUCACAAGUACCAUUAAGAUGGCUUACGAAAAGUUUGGAAAUGCUUAUUUGUUCACUUUUGAGAAGUUUGAACUUGAUUUUUUAAAGGAAAACAGAGUCUCUUUAUAUUUUUGUUUGAUAAUAAUCAAACAUGAGGCAUAACAUUGCAUGAAGGAUGGGGUAGGGGGGGGGGCUCCAUUUUGCCUUUUCGACAAUGGUAAAAUAUCAGAAAGGCCAUUUGGAGCAAAGUGUCUCAACUAAUUUUGUUGCUAAUACCGCCUAGGGUGGACUUUAUCAAUUAGCACAAUCUGAAGAGGUUGUAACUAGAUUUUAAAACUGGAUGGCUUCAAGAUUUGGUAGAAACAAUUUUUAGUUUCUGAAGAGCUUAUUUUUAUUUGAAAAUUUUUUUGCCCUGUCGCAUGAUGAAUAAGUGUAAUGAAAAUACUCACUAACAGUGCAGCCGACACUUAACUGAGCUGUUGAAAAUCCCAAGGCACGUUAAAGUACUUAUUCAAACCUCUGAGGUAGCAACGUAAAGUGUAAAGUUUGAUUCUGCCAGUAAGAAUUCAUUGUGCUGUUGCAAAUUAUUUUAAUUAUCCCUUAAGUUCCACAUGAUUUUGUCAGAGUCUGCUCGGAGGUAGCCUGCGCUGCAGAUGUAAUCAAACCCCAGAUUGUAAGGUCUGUGAAAAAGACUCAGAGUCCUUGUUCUACGCCCCCACCAGUGUACCAGGAUCUGAGUAAGCAUAAUGAUUGGCCUGUUAAAGAAGCCAUUGUCAAUUUGCCAAUCAGCUGGAAAGGAAAUUCAAAACGCACUUCCAGUAAUAUUUUUAUUCCCUGAUAGGGGGCUCUGAACAAGGAUCUUGGUGUAGCUUAGCAGGCAUAACUAACCCGGGUUUGAUUAUGUGAGGGGGUAGGGGGUACUGUGGAUUCCAAGGGAAGGGAAAAUCAAAGGAUUUUUGUGGGGGUUGAAAAUUCUUGAUUGCAGGAUCGUGUGGGGUUGGAAAAUUUGGCAAAUAUUUAUUUCAGGUACUUUCUGGGUUGUAAUUUUUUUGCCCUUAUUCGAUUAUUUCCAUCUCUUGAAAUAUUAACCCCUUCCCCCAGGUAAAACCGUUUUAGGCUGUGAUCUGGGGACAUCGUCAGCUGUAGGGAUUAUGGGUAUUUUUGAGGGCAAAGAAAAGUCAUAACUUUGAAAUCAGCCGCAGCAUUGAGUUUUCAAUCGAAAAUUCGGUAGCUCUAAGGAAGAGUAAAUGGAAAUUCAUUUUGAAUUAGUUUUCUUAAAACAUAAAAUGGAAAAACAAAAAUUUUUGUUUUGAUUCUUCAAGUAGUGAUCGGUGGAAUUUCAGAUCACUUUUUCUAAUCUUCCAGGGAGCGAGGACGGCAUUUCUUAGAAAUAGGCUGGAGUGUAAGGCGGCCAAAACAUGCCGAAAGAUACCGAAAAAGACACCGCUAAGUGCUGAAAGUUACCGAAGUCAAGACUGAAGAAAAUAUGCUGAUAGUCGCGGCGAUCCAAACAGAAGCUCUGUUGCCGAGACGAAAACGAGGAUAUCGGAGAUUUUAUCAGACUUAAUGUCGCAAAGUCAUGUUCUUAAAGUGGUAGAAAAUUCCCAAUGUUUUCUGAUUUUGAUAAUACCACAUUUGCUCGUUUCUACGAUCCGUUGAUAGGGAAACGAAAAUACGUACUUAAGAAAAUCGUGAACGGAUGCGUUUUCAUCCUCUUCUUGAGGAUGGUGUGUUUGCCGCGCGAGAACCAGCACGCGCGAUGAACACGCGUGCGUUUGCGUGUGGUCUUGUUCCAUUUUCAGGAAAAAAAGUUAUUUUUCCUCUCUACAUUUUUGCCGAAAAAAAUUUGGAAAUCUGUUUACCUGUGAGUGCCUUUUCGAUGUUGGCGAAAAGAUUUCUGAAAGAUAUUAGCUGUACAUUGUAAAACUGCGCCCAUUUUUUUUUUUUUUCUCGGUUCUUUUUCUGUCCUUUUUUGCCUUUUCAUUAAUAACGCCGCUUCAAGUCGGAACAGCCAGCCUACUUUUCUUUUCAAAAAUUAAUUUGAAUCGCAAUUCAUGAAUAUAUCAACGAACUACUUGUCCUUGUUCAGUCAAGUUCAAGCGAAAGUUUAGCCGUUCAGCAGUUUUGUUUUUUAGGUUAGGAGAUCGUCUCCGCAUUGGGUAAACGUGUCGAAACAUUUACCACUUUUCGCAGGUGAGUAGCGACCAGCGGGAAGCCUUUGUAGUAGAUCGUCGGUUUCUUCUUUUCUUUUUUUUUUUCUAAUUCUUCAUUUGAGGCGGCGUCGUGUCGAUUCGCUUCUCUGAGUGCAUCAGACGCAGCCGCCGUUUUUUGAGGUACUGUGGCACAUCAGUGUGUUUUAUUUCAUAGGCUGCUCGUACCAGGUCAAUUAUAAUUAGCAUAGCUUACGACUGCUUUGGCAGCACGGAGUUUACGUAGCGAUGUCGUUGCUCUGUAUAAAGGAAGAGUAUGGAAGCAUGAAACCUUGCAAGGUAACAUUAAUUCCCUACAUGUUUUACUUCAAUGGAACAAUUUCAAACAACGCUGAAAAAAAUCCCGGGUGAACGUUACAUCGCAGAUUUUUUAACGUGUAACAAUGACCUUAGCGAGCGCAUGCUGCAACAUCCGUUGUAUCGUCUCGUUUUCGUGCUUGUUUUUUAGUCUUGUUAUUUUUACAUGACAGUUUUUCUUACAAACUUGGCAGGUGGAUAAUUUAAGACAGUGCCUAACAAGUCAUUUAUGGUCUGCAUUUUCUGUGUUGUUAACUUGAAACAUUUUUUAUGGAAGAAUUCUAGUUAUCGUAUAAAUUGUUUCCGUGGCACGCGGCCCAAUAAUUGUUUUAUGUUACCCCUUCUAAACUGUUCUUUAACGGUGAACUUUCGUUUUGAAACAACUUCAAGAAUGCUUUUGAAAUUGUUUUCGACAUCUUGUAUGCGACCAUUUGGUUUUCUUUAUUCGUGACUGUUUGAGGUAUGAUAUGAAUUUCGUAAUUUCAUGUUUUUGCUGCUCGUUCAUUAUUACGAAAGGGUUCAUUUGAAUAUAACGGAAAUUUUAUUUCGUCAAAUAUCAGACACUCCUCUAAUAGAAACUGUUGCGUCAAACUUAUUUGUUAACAUAGCCUUCUAAUUCUCAACUGCAUUAAGAAGAAAAUUUGUUUUCAUAAUUCAUGAAAGUCUUGACAGUUUUUUGUCCCACAAUUUUAAUGCUAGACAGAUGACUGAAUACUUCAUUCUCUGCCAGACUUGAUUUAUAUUUUGCUUUGGUGUGGACCGCUUAAGAUAUCUUUCGCUUUAUAUUAUGAUUGUAUUGAAUAAGAGCUUUUUAAUGUCAAUAGUCAAUGGGAAGGGAAUAAAACAGAUCUAUAAAUGACAGAUAAUUCGACUUGAGCUAGAUGACCUCUCCUAUCGCCUUGAAAUCCACCUGCCCGCUUUUACAGUUUGCACGUGCGAAGCGAGAAAUUGUCUUGAAUAGGUUUAAAUUAACAUCAUUUGUCUUGUUUGUAAAAUGAUCUUGCUGGAAAGAAAAACAAAAGAUCCUUCAAAGGUCGCUUUUUCGACGUUUCCAAUAUAGCUUUAGAUUGCGAUCCGUUUUAUUUGUUUUUCAACCGGUCUUGUAGAGGCUUUGGUUCACAUUUCCUCCUCGGCCCUUGAAAACAAAACGUUUAUACCCCACGUCAGGGAAUUAGUAAAAAUCAGUUUUAAUGAAAUUAAAACUCGCUUUUUUAAUUCCUCAGAAUGAAAAUGCUCAAUCUCCCAUCUGUGCUAAAGUCUUGGUAGUUUUUUCUCUCUCUAAAGUAGCGUCUUGAAACAAAGAAAUGUUAUCUAGCAUGUUCUCCUCUCAUUUUCUUUUUUCAUAUUUGAAACUUAACUCUUCUCUGCCGUUAUAUGUUAGUUAACCAUCUUUUUUCAAUGGCUAUUAAAAUCCAUCUUGAUAUGAAAUGCUAUUUAUAUAUCGCAAUAAUGUUUUACAUUGCUAUAUGAUUGGCUGUAUUAAUUGAAAAAAAAACUUUUUGGCCCUAGAAUUUUCGUUCAAACUUUCGAUAUUGUCCGUAAUCUGCGUUUCAGGGCCUUUUAAGAAUCAUCCAAACACAGACCUCUUUCUUGAAUUAUUCAGUUUACGUAAGAAAAGCCUUUUGGUAAAUGCUGUGAGUAAUUUAGCGUACCUUGUUAAAAUUACUAUAAUGAUCUCUAUGUAUUUUGAAAUGCAGUUUUAUAUUUGUCCAGAUUUGAAUUUGUAUGGACUCGUUGUAGAGUUAAUGUUUUCAAACUUCUUGUGACAUUUUUGUGUAUUGUCACUGUUUCCUGCGAGUUUGGACAAUUUAUUCUCACCUCCCAGCCAUAUAUGAUCAUUAUUUUAAUUUAAAGUACGUUUCAGUGUCCUGAUCUAAUCAAUAAUUCAUCAGCCUAAACCUUUCAGUUCUAACAAUUGUCCAGAAACUAAAACAGCGCAUUAAAUACCGUUAUUUCCGGUGGCGAAACAUAUUACGACUCAAUUGACACCGUCUUUAUACGUUUGAAGACUUACUGUACCUUCUUAGAAAGUGAAUCUCCAAAACAGAAAAACACUGACAGCUUAAUUCUUAAAACAGAGCGGAAAACGUUAACACACCUUUGGUAUAAAGCGAUAGUUGUAAUGUAAACGAAUCAGUUUGUCUCAUCCACGUGAGUUAAUCGAAAAUCGAGUUCCCCUUGUUUGCGUUUUCAAAUUUCUUUCGUUUAAUCGCUAAUGUAAACUGGAGUAACGCCAUUUAACUGAAAACUUGAAAUAUUUUUAGCAAAUGCUCGUGACCCACGCCUUUUAUUUACCUCCCAGAAAAUUCCAGCGAUUCAUCGCUUUUGUUUUGAGAGCUGUCGGGUACAGGAAAAUGCAAAUUGCACUGAACACCCUUUAGUUCUGCCUGUUGUUUCAAAAUACCAGAAAUGGUUGCUUUAGCACAACAAAAGUUAAGUGCACUAAAAACAAGUGAUAACAAAAGUGUAAUAAAUAAUAACGAAAGACUUAACCUUCCGUUCUUGACAAGGAUUUUUAUUUCUUUAUAUUACCCUAGCAGUAUUUCAAACGAUGAAAACACUGGCUUCCUCGAAAAGGAGAACAGGUUUUCGCGACAUUAUAAACUCACGAGAAAAAAGGAUUUGCUAAAAUGCUUAAUAUCUUUUUUAGUUUAAUUCGCGAAGAUUUCUCUAAAAUUUUGUUUCUGUUUUGUUGACUCGGCAUAUUGUAAUUUUUAACGUUUUCUCGUUAAUAUAAUGUAGUAGAGAUGCAGAAAGUAAAGGCGACUUAAGGUAUAAUUCAGGUUUGGUAAAGGUUUGGAUUUUCGGCAAUCUCGCGCAGCCUGUCCUAAAAAUAUUUUAUGACCUACCUCCGGGGUUUGAAAGUUUGAUCCAAAGCCGAGUGCGGAAAGUCGUGUUUACCAUUUGACAAUUUUUCUUCCGUUUUUCUGAAGAAAACGAAAACGAACUUUUAUGUAUGAUUUCAGUUGUUAAUUUCCUCAAAAGCAGAAAUUUUUGCUGUUGGUUCAGCUCAAUAUUUUUAACUUGGCCCGUUUUUCCCUCAAGAGACAAAACGCUUCGAAAGUACGUGUUGUGAUUCAAAAACAACGCAACUAAUGUAUUGAUCGCUGUGGCUGGUUUCAACACAUUCAAACACAACUUCAAUUUGAAUUUUAUACACAGAACUUGAAAUGUGCGUGAAAUUGUCUUGAGUGAAAAUCAAUUUAUAGUUCGGAAGCUGACCACAUUUCCAGCAAGUAGUAAAACUUAAAAUCUGUUUUUUCGUGUCGAAGCGUUCUUCGUCCAUGUUUGGGACGAGUCAAAGACUGAGUGUGUAAAACGUGCAUCACUUUAGCAAUAUUUGCCCAUUUCAAAAGCAACGUCCAGUGAUCAAUAGAAGACAAAAGGAGGCAACAUUUUGUAUGUUAUAUCGAUUUCCCUGAGGAGCUCUGCUCCUCCCACUUAAUCCAUUUGACCAAUCACAGCCCGGGAUCGCUUAUUAUUAUGUCAUGUUAUAUUGGCCUAUUUGAAACCUGCGAGACUUCGAACAAUUUUGAGUCUUGCGGGUGGUUUGGUCAGCCCCACAACCGAGUUAAAUACCAUCGCCUUCUUCCCGACCUCAUUGUGCCCGAGCUUACUGUUCUUUCAUUUCGCCAGAUGACCACUGCUUGCGAGGAAAAAUCUACGGCGACUUUUACUCGCGAAGUUGGUGACCAGUCCUCGGUAAGUAUUCGCGUUUUGGAUCAGUGCCUUGGUCUAACUUAUUACAGUAACGUAGUUUGGGUAGAAUUUUUUGUGUACUCGCUAACCUGUUAGAUGAGAAAUUGUUUGUUUAUCUUGAUGGAUAAAGGCAAACGAUUGCUGCAUGAAGGAGUAAUUUGAACAAAAGUGUGAUCCCAUGUUUUUAAAUCUUUUAGAUUAAUAUAAAGUUCUCUAGGAAGUUGAUUAAAACCUUGCUUCCUUUCUCUGAAUCAAUUUAACUAUGUUAAUGUUGUUCUCUAGAGUCAAUCGCCGCCUCGCGCGCGAAUCUUGCGAAAAGACUCCGUACGAGUAACAACCAGCUGAUUAAUUAUAUGCCUCCACAUAAAACGCAUUUCAUAGUGGCUGAUACAAUUUUAACCUUGAUUUUCUGUUAUUAGGCACACGGAGAGCAGUGCGCAGGCUGUAAAGGUCGAAUCAUGGACAGAUACUUAGUAAAAGUGAGCGGUAAAACCUGGCAUACCAGUUGCCUUAAAUGCUGCAUGUGUGGCCUUGAACUCGGGAAAGAAGCAACAUGUUACACCAAGGAGGACAAGAUCUACUGCAAAACAGAUUACGCGAGGUUUGUUCAGUUAUUUGUUUGUUUGCAUGAUCAUAUAUUAUGCUUCUAGCUUGUGGAUGGUUACGCGAUCUUUGCAAGAUUUUAGCUACCGUAUGAGAUAUAUAGUUCACACGACAUGUUGGCGCGACCAUACAUCAUGAAAGGCGUCGUACCUUUUUUAUCGUUCGAAUACACAAAACAAGCGCAAAGGCUUCAUUCACUUAUAGAAGUGAUAUUUAGGGGUUGUAUUCUGACUCAUAAUUAUUCGUAGUGGUGUUUUAACCAUGUUCGAUAGAUAAUAUAUCCGGCUUUCGUUGAAAUUUUUUUUGGUCAAACUCGUUCCAACGUUAAGGUAAACAGUCAUUUAAAUUUAGCGUCUCGAGCAGAAAUUUGCAGGUUUACAAACCUUUUUUUAUUUGUUAUACUGAUGUUUCCAUUAGGAAGCGAGUGAGAAUUAGUCUCACCAACCUAUUUUAUGCUGGACGGUAUUAAAGACCAUUAAACCGUAUAUGCUUGGAGAUUGGUGAAAUUAGCAUAUUCCAGUUUUCUCUUUACAUUGAAAAAUAUAGAGACGCUUUAUAGAAUAAAUGUCUUCAAUUUCCCACUCACGACUUGAAAAAUUAGUGCGGUAAGCAAGCUCUCUGUCGAAGUUUGAAAAUAUAUAAUCUCAUUGUGUUUUAUUUAUCAUUAUUUGCUUUCUUUGAGUAUUUAUUUUCAAGGUGAGACGGUGUGGUUCAUUUGUUUCGAUCUUCCUUGACCGUUAAACAAUCAGACGCCCGAAACGUAACAAAGGUUUUCCUGUGAGGUUUAAAAACCGAAGCUUCGGGCAAGAGGACUGAAUAUGGGGCAGAUUGUGUUAACUAUACCACAAAAGCUAUUUUUUAUGCAGUCAACAGCUAAAACGUUAAUCCUUUGACACGCCAUCCCUAACAAUAUCAGUUUUUUAAGUGUGCUUUUGAGUUACCAAACAGAAAGCUAAGCCUUUUUUUCUUUCAUGUUAUUCCUAAGACAUUUUAGUUCACUUUUGAGUUUCAUAUAGGCGUCAGAAAAAAGUACCAUGCGAUUUGCGAGUCAGAAUGCGCGGAUCGAAGCUUCCUUUCUGUUGUGGACAGAGCGACCAUCAACAGAGACAAAGUGACUGCAUUUGUGAAUAUCUCUGAUCCAUUUUAUCGCUUUCACCAAGGACGAUAAAGUUGUAAUUGUUUUUUUUUUCUUUUCGUCUGUGCGCCCUUCUUUUUAUUGUCUUUAUUUUCCUGUUUCCUGUACAUCAAGUGCGGUAUUUCUUAGCCAAAAUUUUUAGUUAGUGUUGUUUAAUUUCAACUUUGCGAUCUUUGAAUUUCCUGGCAUAGACAAGAAAGGUGGCGACGUAGAAAGCCACCUGUCUUGGACGUGUGAAUGUAAACAUAGCGAACUGUGUUUAAAAUGCAAACUGGUAAAUUAUUUUUGUCGCCUAGCCAGAAAAUUUAUGGGUAGCAUUGUGUCCAAAAAUGGGCGAUUUACCAGUUGCAAUUUAUAGGAAAAUAGUAAGCUUCCCUUGGAAAAAUUUCCGUAUGAUUUUAAACUCAAAUAAAUAAAAAUGAAGAGCGGAUAUUUUAUUUACUGGAAGUACAAAAUGAGGUCCCAUUAUUGCAACGAAUAUUUAUUCAGAAUUAAAAGUCAUAGACAAUCUCGUAUAACAUUUUGCUUACUUAUAAUUGUCUCAAUUUAGGAAAAAAACUUUCAGCCGUCAUUCCGUAGAAGAAAAUUUUAUUUUCCUUUUUAUUCGUAAAAUCUCCUCUUAAGUUUACGUGCAGAUUUUCCAGUCAGUAUGCCGGGGUAGGAUAUUGAAAAAAUAAUGAUAAUAAUAAAACAAUAACAAAAAAUAUAUGAUUGAAAUUCGGUAGCUUAACUUCUUCGAGGAGUGACCUAAGCCGGCACUGAAUGUUAAAUAGAAGUGUUUACCGCCAAAGCACUUGCAUCUCCUGUUUUUUUUUUAUGAGUGAGUUUGAUUUGGUCAAACUUCGCUCAAUGUAUUCUACUUACGAAGAAAAAGGUGAUGAAUCAAACCGAAGUGGUUUUAACGGUAAUCUGUCGUCCCUGGCGAUCGAAUAGUGUCUAUGAAUUUGUUUUUGUCACUUUUGGUAAUUGCGUUUAAUUUUGAUAGUAUAUUUACGCAAAUCUUCUGUUUAAUAACGCGCUUUUCUUCGUAAGUUAUCAGCGUUCAGGCUUUCGUGUGUCGUCAUUCACUUGUGUUCUUGAGGCAAGUUCUCAAGAGCUUUUUUCUUGGUGUUUUAACGGAGCUUUUUUUUUCGUUUAGAUGUUAUAGAAAUUAUAUGAAAGUGCGCUAAGGGAUCUUGUAUUCCUUCUUUUUAUGCGAGUGUUGUUUGUGCUCCGUUUUGGUCUUUGUCUGUUUCUGUUAAGUAGCGAUCUUGGGCAAUUACCAAAAGUCAGAACAAGGUAGCCAGACCGUUCACCUUGAAAAUAAGAUAGGCUUUCGGAGAGUUUUCGCCAAAAACCAUCUGCGCUGUACAUGGUAUUUACUGAUCUGAGUUAUGGUUAUUUUCUUUGCGAAUGGGCUGGUCUGGCCGGCGGACCCGUUCUGACAGAUGGUAAGCGCCAUUACUUUAUGCAUGGUUCUACCAUUAUUAAGCCUGGCGUUUUUAUUUCUGUGACAAAGCGUGUUUUACGCGCCAUCUCUCCGUUCACCGCCAUGCGGCUUCUAAAUCAGAGUACAUAAACCAUGUUGUUAUUUAUCUCCUCACAGACAGUAUGGUACCAAAUGUGCGCGAUGUGCUCGAAGCAUCCACGCGAACGACUGGGUACGACGCGCGCGAAGCAGCGUGUAUCACCUUGCGUGUUUCGCGUGCGACGCGUGUAAACGCCAGCUAUCUACUGGUGAGGAGUUUGCGCUUAAAGAAGGACAUGUUCUCUGUAAGUUACACUACAUGGAGAGUUUAGAGGUGUUCCUGCCCGACAACUCUUCUCAGGAAGGUAGGAGGAUUUUAUAGUCUUAUUUUGUAUAAUGGCCGAGAAUGUUUCGUGAGUAAUUCGCAGUGAAUUUGUUGCCGUUUUGUUCGAAGUUGUGCUAAUUUAGCGUAACCAAACAUGCUAAGCUGCUUAACAGUACUUUUCCUUGGUGCUGUACUUUUAUGCGGCACAACGGGUUUCAGUCCAGCUCGGUGCAGGGAUGCCAAAUGGCCAUUUGAAUAAAAGUUGAUGAGCAGCAUUUUCCUGUGGUGCUCAUUAUUAAUAAGGUGCACAAAGUGGAAUCUGUACAAAUUCUUAAGAUGUAAAAGGAGAGCUUCUCCUCCGGUACUGUGUGCUCAAAUUUUGCUAGAACAAGGCAGUUGUCGACUUGCCACAUGUUUUCCAUCGCUUGACUAUUUUGUAUAAACUGGAUUUCUUGCCUGAUCCCUUGGCCAUCGGCAAGAAAGCAGGAAAAGUUUCUCGCAUGAACGUUAGAACUUCCUUGUCUACCAUAUCGCUAUAGUGAACAGUUCUGCUUGGUGAGGUGUCUUCAGUUGAGUCGACGCAAUUCGUUCGGGCUUCAUCCACACAGUCACAAACGUUAAACUCAGUUCUAAAUAAGAAGUGUCAUUUGAAAGUGCACCCUGCCAGCACAGCCUUUCUUUCGCUUGCUCGAUUUUGGGGUGAACGGUCGUUUCGUCUACGCGUCGUUUCGCUAACGUCCCGUUCGCUAACGCCUUAAAGAAGCGAAACGAGCGCUGCGCAAGUAUAGACUUCGUUCUCUCAGCAAUGAUGAUCCAAAUACGUGCAACACGCAUGUAUAUAUCUCGUUGUUUCAGCCACUCAUCAAGCGAAAGCAGUUUGGGAACUGACCCAACACUUACACGAAACGACUUCAGAAGUUAGCGAACAGGACGUUGGCGAAACGACUGGUGGGCGAAACAACUGUAAACCGUCUGGAAGUUUGGGAUGCGGCGGCCUCAAAGGUUUGACGCGAUUCAGGUAGAGCCUCCCAGCAAAAGGAGGCUCUGUUCACAGGGUGUUGAAAGUGUUGCUGAAGAAGUUUGAUUUGAAAAGUAUUAUGCGAUUUCAUGCACAGACCCAAACAUUACAACCAUAAAUCGACUCUAGGAGUGCGAGGGCUUCCUCAGGCCGACGGCUUUAAACAUGGUGAUUUUAUGGUUGAUAGUCCUUCUUUAUGUCCUCUUCCUUAGUUGCCCUUUCUUUCUGCACUCAAAAUGAUGGAGGGAUUGAAGACACGCUACAAGGUGAUUGAUUACGACCUUUCUUCUCACGUAAAAGUUGUCUGGCUGGCGCGCAAGUUCUCUUAGAAGAUCAUUUUAUGAAAACAGUGACGUAGGCUUUACUGACCAGCAGAAAUUGUUCCUUGACCCUGAAAAAUGUCUCAAGGAAUUUCUAAUCAAACGACUGAAUGUAAGCGCUCUUCAGUCCGUUCAUCGCUAGCCUGUUUAAUGUGGAUGCUCUUGCAGUGUGUUCUCUCUCAGUGCUCUGUAUUACUGAGGUUCGACUAUAAUUUUUUAGGUUCAACCAUGUUUUCCUAAGUUUGGAGACUUGCUGUAUAAUAAGUGAAUGGUGAACGGAAAAACCGUUAGGGAUGCGUGAAUCUUGUACUGAGUUGGACAGCUGAUACGGUGACAUUCCAACAAAAUAUAAAAAAGUGUCGAAUGUUUUUAAGACACAAUGAAUUUUUCUUAACACUCAAGAAGGGUUAUACAGCCGAAACGUUGUUUCUUAAAAACAUUUGACACUUUUUUAUAUUUUAUUCGAAUAUCAUCCCAUUUGGUUUAUGGUAGCCAGCGAGCAAGCUCGCGUGAUGAGCACGUGGAGGGAGACACGCACGUUGCCUCCCGGUUAGGUUCGCUUCGCGUUCCACUCAAGGAGAGCUUGCUCGUAGGCUUGCUGAAUAAGUGAACCUCACUCUCUGCUUUGUCGGUUAUUGAACGAUCUGAGUAACGAACGAUUUGUUUAUCCUUAGACGCAGACAGCGAAGACUCUCCAUCGAGUGGGGGAAUCAUAAAAUGCAACAAAACAAAACGAGUACGGACCACAUUUACAGAAGAGCAGCUUCAGAUCCUUCAAGCGAAUUUUAACGUGGACUCCAAUCCGGACGGGCAGGACCUCGAGCGGAUCGCGCAGUUGACAGGACUCAGCAAAAGAGUCACACAAGUGUGGUUUCAAAACUCGCGCGCAAGGCAGAAGAAGUACGGAACACCGCUGUUCACAGCGAGCCCGCGAACUCCGAGCUCGGCUAGCUUUUGAUCUUUAGCGACAGUAAUUUAG
Molecule: messenger RNA, 14170 nt
Organism: Porites lobata
Lineage: Eukaryota; Metazoa; Cnidaria; Anthozoa; Scleractinia; Poritidae
Source: the annotation of a GenBank genome assembly